AUGCAGUCCGGAAUCUCAGCCUCGCAGGAGCUCCACGAUGCCUUCAAUGGCUUCGUCUCCUCCAACAGCCAGCGGGCCUUGCUCGCAGGCAUCGAGAAUGAGAAGCUUAUCCCCAUAGGCAUGAUUCCACUGCAAUCGCAGGACUUCACCGAGGACCUGUCGCAAGUCGCUGCGGAAGCGAAGCUUGACAAGGCACUUUAUGUCCUGCUCAAGGUCGAACCCUCCGCCGCGGAUGGCUUCGUUGCGAUCACAUACGUUCCCAAUGCUGCUCCCGUGCGCCAGAAAAUGCUCUUCGCCUCCACUCGUCUUACGCUGGUCCGUGAGCUGGGCAUUGAAAGGUUCAGACAGACCUUGUUUGCGACAGAAGCAAGCGAGCUCACAGCAGAGGGCUGGAAGAAGCAUGAACAACAUGAGGCACUGAAGGCACCAUUGACGGAAGAAGAGGCGGGGCUGGCAGGAGUGAAGGAUGCAGAAGCACAGGAGUCCCAGGGCACAUCUGCUCGUCGGGGUCAUGCUCCCAACAAGAUCAAUGUGCCCACUGGCGAAGGCGUGCUGGAGGCUCUGCAAUCGCUGAAUGAGGAGGGCUGUAGGGGGACACUUGUGCAGCUGAAAUAUCAGCUGCCCGACGAGACUUUGAUGCUCGACUCGUCGAAUGACAACGUCGAACCCUCGCAGGUCGCAGGGCUCCUCAGCGCAAAUGAGCCUAGGUAUAGCUUCUAUUCGCAUCCUUCGACCCAAGCUGCGGACGGCAAGCCAACGAUAUUGUUCGUGUACACUUGCCCGACCGCGUCGAAAAUCAAGGAGAGGAUGGUCUACAGUACUGGCAAAAGCUGGACUAGGACUGUUGCUGAGCGAGAUGCUGGCAUCACAGUGACAAAGUCUCUGGAGGCUACUGAGCCUAGCGAGCUGACAGCGGAUUUGUUCGGGGAAGUCGAGAGCGCUGGCCAAGGAGGCAGUGGAGCAGAAACCCCAAAGACUGGCGGCUUUGCAAGGCCGAAGAGGCCUGGGCGGCGUUGA
Molecule: messenger RNA, 1017 nt
Organism: Cercospora beticola
Lineage: Eukaryota; Fungi; Ascomycota; Dothideomycetes; Mycosphaerellales; Mycosphaerellaceae
Gene: TWF1
Product: twinfilin TWF1
Biological process (GO): actin filament depolymerization; barbed-end actin filament capping
Cellular component (GO): actin filament; cytoplasm
Molecular function (GO): actin filament binding; actin monomer binding
Source: RefSeq, a predicted model, not a curated record